Molecule: messenger RNA, 759 nt
Organism: Cinara cedri
Lineage: Eukaryota; Metazoa; Arthropoda; Insecta; Hemiptera; Aphididae
Source: the annotation of a GenBank genome assembly
AUGUAUCCAAGUGACAUAAGUGACAAAGAAUGGGAAAUACUAGAGCCAUACGUUGCACAAGGGGCAAUAGGAAGGCCAAGAAAACACGAUAUUAGAGCAUGCAAUAAGAUAUAUAAUGAAAGGAGGUUGUCAGUGGAGAAUGCUGCCAAAAGAUUUUCCGCCAUGGAAAACAGUAUACGACCACUAUUUCAGGUGGCGCAAUAAUGGAAAAUUACAACGAAUACAUGACUCUUUGGUAAAAAAGGUAAGAGAAAUGGCCGGCAAAAGAGCAACACCGUCUGUUGGAAUAAUAGACAGUCAAUCAGUAAAAACGACUCAAAAAGGGGGUCCAGAGGUUACGAUGCUGGAAAGAAGAUAAAAGGCAGGAAGCGCCAUAUUAUAGUGGAUACGUUGGGUCUUGUAGUCACAGCUGAUGUGCAUAGUGCAGGUGUGCAAGAUCGUGAUGGAGCAUUAGCUCUACUAAUAAAAGCAAAGCGCAAAACACUAACUUUGCAGAGAUUUUUUGCCGAUCAAGGAUACACAGGUGAACUGCAAAAGCGCUGUUUUCUGAAAACCGGAUGUCUACUCACAAUUGCUAAAAAAGAUCCCGAAGCUGAAGGAUUUCAGGUUAUUCCAAAACGUUGGAUAGUUGAAAGAACCUUUGCUUGGCUCUCCAAUUUUAGGCGCAUGAGCAAAGAUUACGAACAUUCUCCUCUUACCUCAAAAACCAAUAUUUUCUUUAAUAUGAUUACCGUUAUGCUUAAUAAAUUAGCUACUUAA